Molecule: messenger RNA, 2064 nt
Organism: Canariomyces notabilis
Lineage: Eukaryota; Fungi; Ascomycota; Sordariomycetes; Sordariales; Chaetomiaceae
Product: GMC oxidoreductase
Exons: 2
Coding region: 1-2064 (687 amino acids)
Molecular function (GO): flavin adenine dinucleotide binding; oxidoreductase activity, acting on CH-OH group of donors
Source: RefSeq, a predicted model, not a curated record
AUGGCAGGCUACCGCGCAGCUUCGUCCUGUCCUGAAAGGACUGAACGGCCCAUCACCAGCUCGAGUGGUCCGCCAAAGAAGCAGGCAAAGCCGACCCCAUUUGAACAGGUUUUGAUGAACGGGUUUGACGCCCCAUCCAGUUCGUUGUACCACAGGCAGGAGACGGCCUCGAGUAGACAGGGCCCGAGACCGCCCGCCGUAAACGCGACCGUGAACAGCACUACGGGGUACAUGCACAGCAUAACUGCGGUUGUCUGCUGCCGGGUUAUGCGCCCGGACGGCACAGGUCGCCAGGCCGGACUCGUGGUGGCAGCCCGCCUGUCGGAAAACCCACAUGUUCGCGUCCUUGUACUCGAGGCGGGCGAAGACCACAGUGCCGACCCGCGUGUUCAGAUUCCGGCCCUGUAUAAGGCUCUGGAGCGUACGGACGCCGACUGGGGUUUCUCCACCGAGCCGCAGCCCCAACUCAAUGGGCGAAAGGUUCCUGUCAACCAGGGCAAGGCUCUGGGCGGGUCGAGCAGCAUCAACGCACAUGUCUUUGUGCCGCCGGCCAAAUGCCUGGUUGACGCAUGGGAUCAACUCGGUAACCCAGGCUGGAACUGGAACGCGCUACGGCCCUACUUCGCCAGAGCGUACACAUCCCCGCAGGUUGACAAGAGCCUUGAGCGAGUCAUGGGUAUUAGCGAGUGGACGAGCCGUGAUAAUGAAACCGCCUCGGGUCCCAUCCAGACCUCGUUUCCCGGGCCCGCUUCGCACCCCAUUCGAGAAGCCUGGGCAGAGACUUUCAAGAUCAGCGGCCUCGCUAUGGCGCAUGAUCCGUUUUUUGAAUCAUCCGUAGGAGCUUUCAGCUGUCUGGCUAGCAUCGACCCGGCCAAAAAGGAGAGGAGCUACGCAACCACAGCUUACUAUCACCCAAUCAAGAACCGCGACAACCUACAGGUACUCACUGGCGCUUGUGUGCUCAAGAUCGACUUUGACAAGGCCUCUCCGUCCGUGCCAAAAAUCCGCGCCACCUCGGUCCAGUACGUUAAGGAUGGCGAGUUUAAAACGGUUGCGGCGGCGAAAGAAGUUGUCAUUGCAGCAGGCGCCUUCCAGUCCCCCAAGGUGCUCGAACUGUCGGGCAUAGGUGACGCACAGCUGCUCGCGAAGCACGGUAUUGAUGUCGUCCAGAACCUUCCCGGCGUAGGCGAGAACCUAAACGACCACCUCGUCACUAGCAUCGGCUACCAGGCGCGAGACGACCUGGAGACUCUCGACGCACUCGCCCGGCAGGAGCCCGAAGCCAUUGGUCAGGCUAUGCAAGAGUACCAGUCAAGCCGCUCCGGGCCGCUCACCUCCGUCGGGGUAUACACUUACGCCUACCUACCCCUGCCAGUGGAAGGCCAACAUCGGCUGCGCGAGCUUCUCGACAGCAACCGUCCCGACGAGAGCCAGCCACUCGCACGAGCGUUGCACAACAUCGCCGAGAGGAUGCUGCUGGAUUCCAAGGCGCCGUCGGGGGCGUACCUCAGCCUCAUGGCGCAGACGGCCCCCCCUGUCGAGCCCGGCUCCGGGUCACCCACAGGACCGGUCCCAGGCAAGUUCGUCUCGAUCGGCGCCAUGCUGUCUCACCCACUCUCGCGUGGCAGCGUACACAUCCAGUCGAGCAACCCGUUCGUCGACCCCGUGAUCGACCCGCGCUAUCUCUCCAACCCCAUCGACGAGGAAGUCCUGGCCCACCACCUGCUGCACAUCGAGACCAUCGUUGCGUCGUCACCGCCGCUGGCACGUCUGCUACACCAGCCGCUGACCCGCCGGGACCCGGCUUCGCACCUGGUCGAUUUGGACACGGCCAAGAAGUAUUUGCGCACCACGGGCACGUCCAUGUGGCACCCGGCAGGCAGCUGCGCUAUGCUGCCGCGAGAGCUCGGCGGUGUAGUGGACGCUAAGCUGAGGGUGUACGGCGUCGAGAACGUGCGUGUUGUGGACUCGAGCGCUAUCCCCAUGGUCAGCACCGCGAAUCUGCAGGCGACUGUGUAUGCGUUUGCUGAGAGGGCAGCUGAUCUUAUCAAGGAGACGUGGUGA